Molecule: messenger RNA, 1079 nt
Organism: Trichobilharzia regenti
Lineage: Eukaryota; Metazoa; Platyhelminthes; Trematoda; Strigeidida; Schistosomatidae
Source: the annotation of a GenBank genome assembly
AACACUGGUUGACUGUUAUAAUUCAGUUUUUAAAGCUUAGCAGGCUAGUUGGUUGCAUACGAUCUCCCCUUCAUAUAUUGUAUUUCAGCGAGUAUUUUUCCAUUAAUGAAGAAUGAGAUUAUAGAAAAAGAAAAGGAAAAACAAAUUUUUUUGAUUUAUUUUAUUCACAAAACAAAAAUUAUAUGUCUACCUCAACAUAUUUAGGAAUCUAGAAAAAUCCAGAGACAUUAAUUCAAGGUCACUUAACUGACCAAUCUCUGGCAAGCAGUAUUGACUAAUAAGAAAGCUGGAAUAAACAUGUCUGUUACAUAUUUAAAAUAAAGUUUAUCGAACUGACAAAACAUUACCAUACAAUGAGUGAAGUUAAUGAAACACCUAGAGUGGUUUUAAUGCCGAUAGAUGGCAGUGAACAUGCUCAAAGAGCAUUCCAGUGGUACAUAGAAAAUAUGAAGCGUCCAAAUGAUAUUGUAAAGUUCAUCAAUAUUGUUGAGCCAGUUUAUGCGACACCUGCUGUUGGACUAACGAUGGAAACACCACCCUUAACAGAUAUUACCAAAAUGAUGCAAGACAGUAUUGAUAACGGAAAAGUAUUAGGAAAGAAAUAUAUAACUGAAGCAAAGCAGUGUGGUGUGAACUGUCAAGCUUUUCUUCAUGUGGAUACUCGACCUGGUGCUGCUUUACUGAAAUCUAUCGAAGAUCAUAACGCCAACGUGAUUAUCAUGGGGAACAGGGGUCUUGGUGCAAUCCGACGUACUUUUCUUGGGAGUGUUUCUGAAUAUGUAUUACAUCAUGCUCAUAUUCCCGUUAUAAUCGUUCCACCGAAAGAAAAGCAUUAAUGAUGAAAUCUUUCUUCUCUUGAAGAUUUAUCUUAUGAUAUUUAUUCAUGUAAGAUUUACUGUCAUUUACUACUGAAAUUUUCUCAUUAAGGAAUUAACUAAUUAAACUUUUUAUACAAUGAUUUCAAAAUAACUGUUGUUCUAUGAUUUUAUAUAUUUUUCGUCAACAAUUAAACGUGAGAUGUAAACGUACUUGGUGUAGUAGAGUCCUAAUCAACAGUCUGUAGGUUAAUAACAGAAAAC